CUCUCCUGACUAACAGAAGACACUUGAUCAGCUGUGAGCAAACAUGGAGCUGGACAGCCUGAGGGGUCUGAGAGAGAAACUCACACUUCGUCAUGCUAUCAUCAGAGAGUUUCUAGCGGAAUUCCUCGGGACAUUUUUGCUCAUACUUUUUGGCUGUGGCUCAGUGGCACAGGCUGUGCUCAGCAGAGGAGCUGUGGGUGAACCGCUCACCAUCCACAUUGGCUUCACCACAGGAGUGAUGCUGGCUGUCUAUGUGUCAGGAGGUGUAUCAGGAGGACAUGUAAACCCAGCUGUAUCUCUAGCUAUGGCAGUCUUAGGGAAGUUUCCCAUUAAGAAAUUCCCAGUGUAUGUGGCUGCCCAGUUCAUUGGUGCUUUUGCAGGCUCUUGUUCUGUCUUUGGCCUAUACUACAAUGCCCUCAUGGACUACUCCAAUGGACAGCUGCUGGUCACAGGUGAAAAUGCCACCGCAAACAUCUUUGCCAGCUAUCCAGCAAAACAUCUCUCAGGCCUCAAUGGGUUUUUUGAUCAGGUGAUUGCCACUGCAGCUUUGGUACUGUGUGUCCUGGCCAUUGUGGACAAGAAAAACAUCGGACCCCCUAAAGGGAUGGAGCCACUACUCAUUGGUUUCACAAUCCUGGCCAUCGGAGUGUCCAUGGGUUUUAACUGCGGCUAUCCCAUCAACCCUGCCCGAGACUUGGGACCCCGGCUUUUUACCGCUGUGGCAGGCUGGGGGGUGGAGGUGUUCAGAGCGGAUGGUUGCUGGUGGUGGAUCCCAGUUGCUGGCCCAAUGGUGGGGGGUGUGUUGGGAGCGAUGAUCUACUCUCUGCUGAUUGAGCUACACCACCUGCCAGAGGAAAAGCAUGAGGAGAAGAGCAAUGUUAAGGACAAGUAUGAAAUGAUCACCAUGAGCUAGGCAGAGGACAAAUGCCACUCUGUCUCUACUUCAGCUGUAGUGCAGAACCUCUUUUUCUUCUGUUUUCCUUACUUUUUUUCAUAUCCAGGAUGAUGCUGGCAUUAUUAUAAAUCCCACAAUUAAACUAGAUGGAAAGUAUCACAGAAGCAGUGAUCAGAUCAACAUAAGCUUCUAAUGAAGUAAAUUGAAACAAUGCUAAAUUCCCGAAUUAUAUGAAGGUAUUAUCCAGAUAUCCUUCAGGGAUUAAUGUUUCCUUGUUCACAUGUUCAUUAGAUAGUCUUAUCAGUCUCAUAAAUAUUGAAUCUUUGUUAAUUGCACCACUAUUAUUACCUAUUGUGAUCUAUUUGCCUAUCUACUUAUUGCAUAUUUUCUUAUCAUUUUACUCCACUGUAUAUAUUUGAUAUGUAAACUAGUAUCAGUCGCCUAAUUUGUGAUUACUAAUAAACGUAAUUAAUAAACGUAAAUUUAUAAACAUAUUAAUGUGUAAUUCAGUAAUAAUAAGUUGGAUUCAGAGAGAAAUAAUUAUUCAUGAUAAGGACUGUGCUAAACACAUUGCAGAGCUGAACUACACCAGCACAUGUUAUAUAACAGGACAAGGGUCUAAAAUUUGACUGAAGGGUGAGUUUUGUACUCCACAGCAUAAUGUGGUCAAUUUUUAAGUGUUUUUGUUUUUUUAAACUUGUGUUUCUGUGCUGUGUUAAAUGAAAUAGAACUGAGAUUCUCUUUAGGCCUGCAAUAAAUGAGAGGCCACUGACCUCUCAGAAGGCAGCUUCAGUAAAGAGCUCAUCUGUUAUGCAAAUUAUUAGACAAGAACUUGGUUCUCAUUUUCCCAACCCAAAAACACGGGAAAUGUCAGACUUCAAAGAACAGUGUCACACCCUAUAGUUAAAUUAUUGAAAUUAUUGUUGUGCAUAACAGUGUCCAAAUUGUGGGAGGGCCAUGUCCUUACCUUCUCUCACAUAUGUAUAAGAAUUCACCAAUGCUUAUUUUCUCUGUCUGAAUUCAUAAGCUUGAUUGACCUGAAUUAAAUUAAAUAUCAAUUGAAAUACAAUUCUGCAUACAUUUGACCUAGGUUGGCAGCUCUAAGGGUAUUUCAAUGCUAAUAACUUGUAACUGAAAAACUAGAUAAACACAUUUUUAGCCUGAGAAAACAUUUGUGUAUUUUGUUUUUUACUAUGAUUUGUUAAAAGAACUCUAUGUAGGCUUAUGGGAUGCAUCUAAACCGUGGUUCGAAUAUUCUUGUAUUUUUAUUUUUAUUUAUUAACCACAUAUAGUUUAAAGAUAUGACCUCUGAAAUGACCUCUGUAAGCUCUGAAAUAAAUGAAAUGAAAUUUCUGG
Molecule: messenger RNA, 2251 nt
Organism: Hemibagrus wyckioides
Lineage: Eukaryota; Metazoa; Chordata; Actinopteri; Siluriformes; Bagridae
Gene: aqp9b
Product: aquaporin 9b
Exons: 6
Coding region: 44-913 (289 amino acids)
Biological process (GO): glycerol transmembrane transport; water transport
Cellular component (GO): plasma membrane; basolateral plasma membrane
Molecular function (GO): glycerol channel activity; water channel activity; urea transmembrane transporter activity
Source: RefSeq, a predicted model, not a curated record